Molecule: messenger RNA, 981 nt
Organism: Cyclocybe aegerita
Lineage: Eukaryota; Fungi; Basidiomycota; Agaricomycetes; Agaricales; Hemipholiotaceae
Source: the annotation of a GenBank genome assembly
AUGACUGAGCUUCACGCGCUUGCCUGGACGCGUCAUAUCGAACUUUUUGAACUUUUGACUCAGCUCACCGUUCGUCAAGGUCUCUCUUCAACCUUGCUCUUCGUAACCUGUAUGGACUUCAAAAAACCUGUCAAGACAAUUGAUCCAUAUGCCGAAUUGCCCUUCCAAAAGGGACAACGCCUCCAGUUCACUACAUCUGCGCCAUUCACGCCAACCUAUGUAACAUCGAACCUUUCAUUAGCGUCGGAUCCAACGGAGAUGUACAAUAAUCGGGUCAAAGGCCGACAAAUUCUUCUCGAGAACCCCGCCAAGGAAAGCAAAGCAAAGAAAGAGCUUGACAGGAGACGCGAGAUCAGGAAGAAGGAGAGAGAGCGGAAGAAACUUGGGAAAAUCGGGAAACGAGAGGCGAAGGAGAAGGGCGUCUGGAAAUUUGAUGAAAGUCAGGCCAAAUUUCAUCUCUUCCUUCCUUUACACCAGCUCUGGAUGGGAUACAUGUCGGAACUUCUUGGGCUCCAGCGGCAACCCGCGCAGAUCAGUUCAACCGCCGCCGCCGCGAGGGCCAUGCCCGGCUCAGCUGGUAUGCAUCCCAAGUUGCUCAAGGCGGAUUUUCAUGGUUCGAUCAUGACUGUCUCCAAAAGCAAGAAUCCAUGCCUGGUAGGCCUUUCUGGGAUUGUAAUACACGAAACGGAGAAUGUAUUCAAAGUGGUGACAAAAGAUGACAAACUAAAAGUCCUCCCCAAACAAAACUCCAUUUUUACGUUUGCCGUUCCGCUAUACUCCACGCUUCCCUCCUCGCAUGACAUCAACACGCCUUUUAUCCCACCCCCUCCUCAAAAUGUCGAUUCCACGUCGUCAUCCUCCAUCAAGACCGUCUUAGAUGCUCCGAACAUCCAGUUCGAGCUCUACGGGAACCAAUUCAGGUUCAGGGCAGCUGAACGCGCUGGGAGAAAGUUCAAGCACAAAGAGACAAUUGAGCUCUGA